Molecule: messenger RNA, 1905 nt
Organism: Venustampulla echinocandica
Lineage: Eukaryota; Fungi; Ascomycota; Leotiomycetes; Helotiales; Pleuroascaceae
Exons: 1
Coding region: 1-1905 (634 amino acids)
Biological process (GO): protein refolding
Cellular component (GO): cytoplasm
Source: RefSeq, a predicted model, not a curated record
AUGUCAACCCCGCCCCCCGAUCACUACCUGACCUUAGGAGUGCCGAAGGAUGCUAAGCUUCCCGAGAUCCGGAGUGCUCAUCGGAAACUCGUCCUCAAAUGCCAUCCAGAUAAGGUGCAGGACGCCGCGCUGAAGGCCGCCAAGCAGGAUGAGUUCCAGAAGGUCCAGGCCGCCUACGAGAUCCUCAGCGACGACACCCGCCGCGUCCAGUACAAUGAGCAGGUCAAACUCUUUGAGCUGAGGAAGGAGAUGGGGCGUGGCAAUCCCACUGCCCGAAGCAACCCUUUCGAAUAUGAGGUGAGGACGGCGGAGCCAAGGGCGAACUCCUACGCUCGACCAAAGCCAUCGCAACCGUCACCAAAGGUCUACUCCCACACCCCGCCUCGAUCAUACGAGGAUGUGGUGUAUGAAGAGCCGAGGGUGACCCCCAGAAAAACAACCACCUACGAGUCCGCAGAUCGAAAGCGAUCUUCGGCAAAGGACGACGAAAGGAGGAGAAACGAGGAAGACGAGCGGGAGCGGGAGCGGGUCAGACAACGGGCCGAGAAGGAAAGCAGACGUGCCGCACACGGGGAGAAGAAGAAGUCGCGCGAUAAAGAGAGGCGGAGAGGGACUGAAGAGAAACAUAGUCGAACUGCGGGUGUCUACGUGGACGAUGACGACUCGGACGAAUAUCGAUAUGCAUCCCGGUCAUCAGAGAAGAAGUCUAGUCGACAUAGGCUGGACGAGGAAUUCAGACUUCAGAGGGAAAGGGAAGAGGCGGCCAGAGACGCGGCGAGGGCUCAUGAACGGGCUUCCAUCAAACCGGCCCCCCUGGACCCGAAAUGGGAUAAACACAUGGACUUUGCUGGGCAAUACAUGCAGGCUGCGCGACGAAAGGUGGCACCGGUAGAGGAGGAUGCCUUCCGCCCGAGCCUUCUACGCAGAGCAGAGACCUUUGCGGCGACUUCGGCUUCAUACACGGUCCGGAAUGUCACGCAGUUCAGCGAUGAUGACUCUCCUCGACGAUCAUCCGCUCACAAAGAGUCCAGAAAGUCCGCCGAACCCCCUCCAAGUCGUACUCGAGAUAAGUCGGGCAGAGAUAGGAGAUCGCCACCAGCACCUUCAAGAGAUGCGUAUAUUGUCGAGCCUCCCUCGCCCCCACCUACCUCGAGGAAACCUACCCUUCAGACUCACACCUCCGCGCCACCCAUCCUACCCUACCUUGGGCGCGAAAAGCCCGCACGUUCACAGACGCAAGAUUAUCCGCGGACAGAGACCAUCCCUCCUCUUUCCAGAGCGCAGACUUUCCAAUCUGGCGAUCGAAGUCGGGAACGAGCGAGUGGCAGCAGGUUGAAGAAGCCAGUCGAGUACUCCAGCGAGGGAUCGGACUCCGAUGAUCAACCCAAACGUCGUUCAUACAGUCCCCCGCCACGUCGACCUGCGGAACCCACUCGCUAUAUCAUUGAUAACGGCCGUACCAUACCGGUCUCUCGUCACCGCUCUGAGCUUCACAAUAUAGAUGAUGAACGUAUCUACUCCCGUGACCGCAGUGAAUCCCCUCACGGCACUCACCGGAGCAGAGAGCGUCCUUCCACAUUGCGAACUCAUACUACUAGUGAGCGAUCGCGUGGUAUUCCCAUUCGUUCUGCAACGUAUUACACGCCUGACCCACCGGAGCCAAUAAUUCACACUGUGAGGCCACCGAAGGGGUCACCCAGGGAUAGCAGUCAUCGAGCUUCUAGCAGGGGUGGCGGCCCAUACUUCGGGGAAGUUAAAUUCGCCCCCAGCUACGGAGUGGAACAUGUUAUCUAUAGUGAGCACCCGGCGGAUAUUUAUCGAAGGGGGAGUGAUCCAAGUUCCCAGAGACGGGAUCACUACCCACAUCCGAGAGGUAGUGGGGGUCGAGAGGUAUAUGCCUCUUAA